GGCCAGCAACAAUGUGAUAGACAACACAGCCGCUCUGCUCUCUCAGCGUAGUAGUGGAUAUCUUCACAGUGACCAGAGAGCAGAGGCGAGCCAAAGCGAGCCGCAUGCUCGCUGUGCAACAAGGGGGACGGGAGCAAAAUGAACCACCGGAAAGCCGCAGCAGCAGCAUCCAUUGAGGACCCGUAACAGUAUUUGGGAAAGUGGUGGUGCCAGGCAGCACAGGAAAACAAAACGACACACACUGUUGUUCUGGGUUAACCAAAGAUAGCUCUCUACUCCGCCCCCGCCUCUCCAUCUGUGCCACACACUUGUGUUGUUUCACAGUUACUGAAGCACACAUCCUGAUUGAAACCAGGGUUCUGUUAUAUCCUGGCAGACACAUGGACAGGGAGAAAUAAAACCGUCAGUUCAGGCCCUCCACCUGACCUCUGGGGUAAGUCCUAGCUGUGGGACUUGAUGUUGGUGGGCCCACAGAGCUGGCGUGCAUGUGAGAAAGAGGUAAUGAAGUCCAGUAUGAGGCACUGGCGGAGGCUGAUGCUGGUGGGAAUACUGGCUUGGGCUCUCUUCUUUCUCGCCCUCCUGUCGUAUUUCCUGGAUGCUCGUGUGGAUGAGCCCCUGACUUCUGCUGGUGCUUUACUCUCCCAGCACCCAGACACACGCCGUCUGGCCUCCAUACAGGCCUCCCAUCAACAGCAUGCCAUGGUAAAGCUGACUUUACCAUUAACUACAACGUAUCCCAGAGAUAAACCAGAGCUGGAGCCUCUCGCCAAGUCCGGGACCCCAGAGACCAGCCUGGAGAUGAGCCAGAACCCAAACAAUCUUCCUUACGCUGUUUAUGGCAGCCAGGAAGUAAGUCGCCAGGACUAUCUUGACCCACAGAGCCUGGCAGCCUGGUCUUCCUUUGGUACAGAAAAUGUGGGUUCUCACUCAGAUCCUGUAGUCCAGAGUCGUGAGCGACAGUCACAGACUGCAGACUAUCAGAACCACUUCAGCAACACUCAAUACCAAGGUGGCAAGGAGGAAGAUGAUGAAAAAGAAAAUGAAGAUGAAGAUCUGGGAAACAGAAGGAAGAACAGAGUACAGAGUAUGGCCGGUGAUGACUUCUCUGAUCUGGAGGAAUUCUAUUUCUCCAAAUCCAUCUCGCUAAUAAAGCGGCUCUGGAAGGGUCGAGUGUCGGCGGGCAUGCUGAGUCUUCGACUGCAGCGUGCCAUGAAGGAAUACGUCAACUCCAACAAACACCAUGUUUCCUACAAGGGGAAUCGCAAGCCCACUCAGAGUGCCAAGGAGCUGCUUUGUGAAUUGAAGAAUCAGGCCCGGCUGAGGACAGUAGACGGGUUGGAGCAACCCUUCUCUUCACUUGGCUGGGCUCGUCUGGUGCCAUCCCUUCCCCUGGAGCAGCUGUACAAAAAGGAGAACAAGAGAAGCUUCAAGACCUGUGCUGUGGUCACCUCUGCUGGGGCCAUCCUUCGCUCACGGUUAGGCAAAGAGAUUGACGCUCAUGAUGCAGUUUUACGUUUCAAUGCUGCACCUACAGAAGACUAUGAGAGAGACGUGGGAAACAAAACCACUAUCCGCAUCAUCAACUCGCAGAUUUUGGCAAAUCCUAGGCAUCGGUUCAAUACGAGCUCUAUCUACAAGAAUAUAACUCUGGUGGCCUGGGACCCCGCACCUUAUGCUGUCAACUUACACAAGUGGUACACUAGUCCGGACUACAACCUGUUCGGUCCGUACAUGGAGCACCGCAAGCUGCAUCCCGACCAGCCCUUCUACAUCCUUCACCCUAGCUAUGUGUGGCAGCUCUGGGACGUGAUUCAGGGCAACACAGAGGAGGACAUCCAACCCAACCCCCCAUCAUCUGGCUUCAUAGGUAUCCUCCUGAUGAUGGCGCUGUGCGAGCAGGUGCACGUGUACGAGUACAUUCCCUCCAUGAGGCAGACGGACCUGUGCCACUACCACGAGACCUACUAUGACGCUGCGUGCACACUGGGUGCCUACCAUCCUCUCCUCUAUGAGAAAAGCCUGAUCCAGCGAAUCAACAUGGGCCCUGUGAGUGACCUCGAGAGGAAAGGACGCGUCACUCUUCCAGGCUUCAGCACCGUGAACUGUGACAUCUGAUAUAUGAAGCCUGGCCUCAUGAGCCCGGACGUCACACACACGAACACGCACACACUUCUGGCCUUUUCAGGCUAACCAUGGGAGAGGUGCAAUAAUGCCCCUAUGGACAAGGAGGUUGAAGCUUGCAAGUUUCAAAUAAAACACGUGAAGAGCAUAAGCCAUAGCCCUCCAGGGACGGAUAAACAUAGAGGUUUCUGAAAGACCUUGUCUUUAUUACGAUGGUAUACUUGACCAGAGGCUGGAAAUUAGAGUCUCCAGGGUGGAGCUGAAAAAAAUAAAUAAAUAAAAUAAUAUCAAAUUUCUCUCUGCUUUAGCUGAGCCACGUUAGCUGUGGAGCUGACUAGGGUAGCAACUGAUCUUGUUUUAGGUAGGCAAGUGAAUUUUUAAUAACUGGGUGUGUUUCCAGUGAUGUAAAAUCUGUGUUUCUCAGUACUAUGGAUGGUUUUCCACUUUAAGGAACUGUCACUCUUUAUAACGGCGAAUUGUAUAAUUAUUUUUUUUAUAUAUAUAUAUACUGGUCCAAAGGGUUGUGAAUAAACAAAUCAUCCAUGUUGAAUGUCAUAGGUACACAAACUCGACGCAAAAGUACAUGCAGAAGAAUGCAAACUAAAAGAAAGAUGAGAGGAGCUGUCAAAGCUAUCACGUUACUGUACAUAUUCCUGCAAAAUCAUUGUAAUGAGGGGUUGAUUUCAUACUACUGAGCUUAUUACUGAAUUAUUGUUCUGUGCACGCUGACUGAUAACCACCAGUUUGUCACGUUUUGUUUUGUUUUGUUUUGUUUUUUUUUUUGGGGGGGGGGGGGCAUUUCUGUACUUAAAUCAGAGUAAACGGGGCCAAAACAGAACAAACAGGUACUCAGAACAGCCGUGACCCUGUGCCUAGCAGUCAGCUGAACACUUUCCUCGGGUUGCCUUGUGACUGUUCAGACACAUGCAGUACACACUCUAGCAGGACUGCAGUACCAAUCAGUUCGAUGUGUGGAGCAGUAGACUUUCCGAAGUGAUGCCUCAGCAAUCACCAGCCCCUGUUUUUGACGGUCAGUUCACUCUCUAAUGAAUGUAAUUUUAACACUGCGUGUUGUGGCCAAACCCUUGCUGGAGCUCAUCUCUGCGGGGUUAUUUCUUUAUUGCGUAACAGCAUGAAGUGCAUUCCCUACAACUAUAAAUGUCUCAUAUUUUCUGAAUCCUCUGGUAUUAGUCUGUGCCUACCCGCAGCUCAGAGUAGAGACAAUUAUGAAAGAGGAAUUUGGACCUGUACUAACCUCGGAUUUACUUUGUCUCCAAGGUAGGGUGGAUUUUAUGUUUACAGAGUGCCGUGUCUUCAGCGACCUCGAGGUAUUCGGUCUGUGGGAAUGAGAGCAUCUUUUUUUCUUUGUAACAGAUUGAUCUUGUGCCAUUCGUUGUGGUUUGUUGAAAGAUAUGAAAACAUAAUAGAAAUGUUGCUUUAAAUAGAAUGAUGUCGCUCUUCAGUAGAAACACUAGAGCAUAGUAUCACUUAGAUAAUAGCUGGUGUUAACAGGAGCUGGAUAAUAUCUGGAAUUUGUCAGUAUUUACCAAAGGACAUAAGCUUUUUUUUUUAAACCCCCCCCCCCGAAAAAAAAACCCAUCUUGUACGACUUAGACAGCUAAAGACAGUUACUACCACUGGUGUUUUUUUUUAAAUUAAAGUAUUUAUGUACUGUAAAUUUUGAUAUUAUGCAUUUGUUUACCAGAUUUAAUAAUCAGGUGGCAAUUCAGUAAAUUACAUGGAUGACAAACGUACUGCUUCACAUAAAGGGAAUUUCUCUAAAUCAAGAAUUUGCUCAUUCUCACAACAGCUUUUUCUUGCACUCGUGUAGCUGACUCAGUUGAAGUUUUAUAAAAAUAUUUUGAUGUUUUGUUGUGGACACAUUUCUUUUCCAAACCCCCUUAAACACUUGCUUUAUAUCCAGACAAGUCAUUCAACUUUUCAAUUAAUUAAAUUAGUCGCUGUAGCAGGUGUAUGACAAAUAUUUGGGUCAUUUUGCAAAAAUGUUAUGUAUUUUAUUUUUUUCAAAUCUCCCACUUUAAUUUUGAGUUGAUGCACAAUAUCCCCCUAAUUUCUAGUUAACAAUGUAACAUAAAAUCUUACGCCCACAUACCUAACAACUCCACGUGAUUACUAUAUGGAGGACAUGAUCUUUCUCUUGGAGCCCCAAAGCUGACAGAGUUGGUGAAUAUCAACCGACAGAGCACAAAUAAAUGAGGCGCCAGUGAUUGUUCUGUAGAAACAAGCAACAUUUCUUUGUGCGAUGCUAAGAGUGUGUUCAUCUGUGCCUGCUAGAAAUCGAGUCUUAGUUGCUCCGUCCAGGUCGCCAUUUACACUCCGGAAGCACCGUUCACUGUUAUCUUUGUGUUAGCAUGUUUGCCUUUGCAGGUGCUUGUUGGGGUUUGAUUCCAUGUUUGCAGCAGUGGAUAUCGGUCUCUAGCCUGGCCACAGUUUGCACUUCACCAUCACAUCCAUGUCCCUUUGUGCAAUAAUUUGGGAAAUCUGCGCACACCUCUACACUCUGCCGUUUUUGUUCCCACACAUGAGCACAUUGAAAAGGCAUUUUUGUCAUUUUUGUUGGGUUUUCUCCCCCCUAUUUGCUCAAAAAAAAUGAAGAACGUUUGUAAUGUGAUUAACAACUUGUUUUAUUUGUAAUGUUGUUACUGAAUUAGCUCAGUAAUGCCAAACAUUACAGCAAUAGUGACAAAUGUAAUGCGAUUGCAGUAACGCAUAACUUGUAUAGAGGAGGUAGUUUAGAUGCUUAAUUAAGGACUUAUGAUUCAUUUUAAACAAUGCAGGUUUUUUCGCUCUGCUGUACGUCUUAUAGUUGCGAUAAACGAUAAAAUGUGCUUGUGAUUGUAGCACACUGAAGGUGUGAAAGCCCUGAACGUAUUGUACGUGUGCAUUGUAGUAACAGGUUACUUUCCAAUGCACAGAGCAUGCAAUUCAGGAGCAGGGCUAGGUCUUAAACUGUCUGUGCUGUACUGUGAUGCAAGUAGGCACCAUUGUCUUUAAUGUUGUGAAAGGCAUUCGUGCUUGCAAGGUUUUCUUUUACUGAAGUGAUGUUUUGCAGAUUUUAUUGCAUGCUUGUGGAUCACAUUCAUCUGCAGUGCGGCUAUCAGCCGCUCCAUGGGAAGUGCUUGAUCAGGUGCAAUGCCUUCUGGCUACUUCAUCUUUGCAUCUUUAAUAUUGUGCCAAAUCUCAUCUUUAAUUGUGUUCCAGUUUGGGUGGGUUAUUCAUGGGAUGAGGACUCAGAGUAACAGUAGGACUUCUUAGGUGCUUCUUUCUGCAAAAGUCGAGCUUAACUGAAUUUUGUAUUCUUUUUAAGAUGGGACAUUGUAGUCAAACUUGACAUUAAUGUUCUUUGGUAGUGAAGUAGUGAGUUGAAAAAUAUGUUUGAAGACAUGCGUGUAACAUUUACCACUUCGAGCCUCUUUCUGUCUGCUCUUUACUCUCGAGGCCUAUUUUUCAUGUCGAGUUUUUAACAAGUGUUGUGGGGAUUUCUGUACCACACUGCCUCUGAAGAAUUGUUUAACAUUUGUUCUUUCUAUAGCAACCUUUUUGCAGUAUUCUUCAGAUGAGGAAGAGGAAAGGAGUGAGUAAUGAGAGGGAUUGUUCUGUUUCCCUUUUAAGAGCCUUAGGGCAUUCUUCUUGAUUUUUUUUUAUUUCUCUUUGGUCAGUGAAAUCUCUUGGUAUUACACUUGAAUUGAUAUUUAAAUCAAGCAGUUCUAUGAUUUCAGCUGUUGUUUGUCUUUUUCUACUGUGUAAAUAAAGCUGUUGUACAUGUUCAAA
This is a messenger RNA of Neolamprologus brichardi, 5913 nucleotides long. RefSeq names its product ST6 beta-galactosamide alpha-2,6-sialyltranferase 2a (gene st6gal2a). Gene Ontology annotation, biological process: sialylation. Gene Ontology annotation, molecular function: beta-galactoside alpha-2,6-sialyltransferase activity. The record is from RefSeq and is a predicted model, not a curated record. Gene Ontology annotation, cellular component: Golgi apparatus. NCBI's taxonomy places the organism in Eukaryota, Metazoa, Chordata, Actinopteri, Cichliformes, Cichlidae.